AUGGAAUUUCCAACAAAAUAUGUAUAUGUAACAUCAAAUAUUGAAAAACCAAAAGAAUGGUUUUCAGAAUCUGAAAUGAAUGUUUCACAAUCAAAUAAUAGUACAGUUCAAAAAAGCUUUACAAAUACAAACUCCCCUUCAUCAACCAAAAACUCUGGUGGUGAAGCUGUUUUAUUAGAUAUUUUAGAUACUGCAGGCCAAGAAGAGUAUUCAUGUAUGAGAGACCAAUAUGUUAGAACUGGUGAUGCAUUUAUGUUGGUAUUUAGCGUUACAUCAAGAUCAUCAUUCGAAGAAAUUUCAAUUCUUAGAGAACAUGCAUUAAGAGUAAAGGAUCGUGAUGAUGUACCAUUCAUAAUUGUUGGUAACAAAGUCGAUUUAGAUAGAGAAAGACAAGUUUCAAAAAUCGAAGCUGAGUCAUUGGCAAGAUCAUUAGGUAUCCCAUAUAUUGAAACUUCUGCUAAAACAAGAGUUAAUAUCGAAGAAAGUUUCUUUAGAUUAGUACGUCACACUCCACGUAAUACUGUAUAUAAAAUUGUAGUUAUGGGCUCUGGUGGUGUUGGUAAAUCAUCAAUUAUUAUUCAGUUUAUUCAAAAUCAUUUUGUUGAAGAAUAUGAUCCAACUAUUGAAGAUUCAUACAGAAAACAAGUUACAAUUUCAGGUUUACCACCACCAGGAGGAAACAAAGAUAAUAAAUCAUCAUCAUCAUCAUCAUCAGCAAAGUCUUCAGGUGGUUUGUUUAGCAAAAUGUUUUCAUCAAAAACUCCAACACCAACCAAACCAACAACACCCCAACCACCACCAACAACAGGACAAUAUUCAAUUACAAAAUUAGAAACUAAUUGUUUAACAUAUUCAAUGUCAAGCCUUUCAACAAAUACUCCACUUGUUACUGGUGAUGCAACUUAUUGCCAAGGCUGUAAUAUUAUUUUAAAUAGAUUUUCACAGUUAUCUAAAAAUUCAGAUGACUCUUACAAUUGGAAAUGCGAAUUUUGCAAAUUUAACAACGAAAAUUUAAUGUUAGAAAAAGAUGAAAUUCCAAAUAAAGAUUCAGUUGAAUAUAUUUUAGCUACCAAUUCUAAUGACCAAAUAAAGAAUAAAGAAGAAUCAGUUAUUGUUUAUUGUAUCGAUAUUUCAGGUUCAAUGGGUAUUACAACUGAGAUUCCAGCACUUCAAUCAGAAUGGAGCAAUCUUAGAAAAGGUAAAUCAAAUAGUGGUCCAUCCUAUAUCUCCAGAUUAGAGUGUGUACAAUCAUCUAUUCCAACAAUGAUUGAUCGUCUUGCAAUUCAACAUCCAAAUAAAAGAGUAGUUUUAGUUACCUUUUCAGAUGAAGUUAUGAUAUAUUCACAAAAGUCAAAUGAAGGUCCAACUGUUGUAACUGGUGAUAAAUUAGAAGAUUUCGAGCAAUUAAUAGAAAUUGGUAAAUCAUUUAAAUAUGAUCAAUUAACCACCGCCAAAGGUUCACAAGAGUUCUUAAAAACUAAAAUCAAAGGUCUUGAACCAGUUCAAUCCACUGCCUUGGGCCCAGCUCUUUUAAUCUCUGCCGCCAUUGCUGGUCAGAAAAUGUUAAGUGAAGUCGUUAUUUGUACUGAUGGUAUGCCAAAUGUUGGUUUGGGUGCCAUUGAAGAUUUACCAAUUGGUCCUGCUGAACAAUUUUAUCAAGAUGUUAUUAAAAUUGCUCAAACUAAUAAGACCACUGUUAACAUUAUUGGUAUUAGUGGAUGUCAAAUUGAUCUAGGUGUAAUUGGUAAAGUUUCAGAACAAACAAAUGGUACAAUUACAAUUAUUCAUCCAUUAGAGUUAGCCAGAGAAAUCCGUAAACUUACUCAAAACCCAGUCAUUGCCACCGAUAUUGAAAUGAGUGUUUGUCUUCAUCCAACCUUAGAGUUCAAUAAAUAUGAUAGCAGACAGGGCCUCAGUCGUUUAGUUAAAACUUUCCCAAAUGUAAACUCCGAAACUGAUCUUUCAUUCGUUUACACUUCAAGAGCAAGACCAUCAGAGUUUGUACAAAACUACCCAUACCAAGUUCAAUUAAAAUAUACCAAAUUAGAUGGUACUCGUUGUCUUCGUGUUGUAAGUGCUCAAUUAAAAGCUACACCACGUUUCGAACAAUCUACCGAAAAUGCAGAUAUUUCGACAUUAUCAUUAGCAUUCACCCAACAUGCUGCAAAAGUUGCCCAACAAGAAGAAUACCUCGAAGCUCGUUUAAUAUUAAGAGCUGCCUCUCGUUUAAUUCGUUCUAUUUGCCAAACUGAUGAACAAUGGGAAGAAUUUUAUAAUUUUGAAGUAUUAAAAGAAGAGUUAGAAUUACCAUUAAUUGAAUGUCAAAAGAAAAAACAAACCAAAUGCAAAACACCAUCUAGUGAAGAAAAUAAAAUUGCAUCUGAUGAACAACUUCAAACUUUCUACAAGAUGAAAAAUGUUCAUAAAUCAUUUGUUGUUGGUGGAAAAAAGAAAGAUAUCACAAGAAGAAAGGGUGAAUCCGAAAUUAAUAAGCAAUACUAUGAUAUUAGAUUUUAAAUUAUUAUAGUCCUUGUAUUUUUAUUUAUAACCCAAAGUUAAUAAACCUAUAAAUUGUAUUUUAUAUUUUUUUUUUAAAACUCU
Molecule: messenger RNA, 2601 nt
Organism: Dictyostelium purpureum
Lineage: Eukaryota; Evosea; Eumycetozoa; Dictyosteliales; Dictyosteliaceae
Gene: cpras1
Exons: 5
Coding region: 1-2517 (838 amino acids)
Biological process (GO): endoplasmic reticulum to Golgi vesicle-mediated transport; signal transduction; intracellular protein transport
Cellular component (GO): COPII vesicle coat; plasma membrane
Molecular function (GO): zinc ion binding; GTPase activity; GDP binding
Source: RefSeq, a predicted model, not a curated record